AUGGUGAGAAGAGGUGGUGAUGAAAGGCUUAAAGAAUUGAAUUCAAUUGAUGCUCGCAAUUUUAAAUUAUGUGCACAGUUAACAACAAAACAUACACUGGAGGAAUAUUUAGGUAAUCAUCCAUUAUUACUGUCAAUAUUUAAGAAUUAUCGUGCAGCCAAAUUUGAUGAACUGACGUUGUUUUAUGUUUUUAUGAUGAGUUUACCACAUUGGGCUCUUGAAAGUAAAUUAUAUAACCGUGAUACACAUGAAUAUACAACAGUAAAAUUUUUGGCAAUAAUACGUGGCGAAUCUGUUUGUAAUAAAUCUGGCUAUAUGAAACGUAUACGAGAAGCUUGUCUUUUUAUUGAGCGGUAUUUUCGUGAAAUGUUUAUUGAUGAUACAGAUGGUAAAUUUAAAACAACCAUGAUAGAAAGUUUAUCAACAGCUAAACUAAUAAGUGAUCUGGAAACGUCGAGCAAGUUUAUUUCGUCUGAUGAGGAAACACCAUUAAAUAAUAUUGAUUUUUUUGAUCCACAGUCGAAAGAGGCUCAACAUAAUCAAACGAUUGUUAUUUCGGGAUUCAACGGUAUUUAUUUGUUAUUACGAGGAACAAUGAUGUAUGCAAAGGUGAUACGUGAUAGAUCAUUGUCGAUGUUAGCUCCUACUACUGGAUUGUAUGAAAGAUUAAUGUAUUGGUGCAUUAGCAAGGAUAAUUUUGUUACUGAAACAGUAGCACUUAAUAAUUCAUUAGCAUCAAUGGAAUAUCUUUAUAUUAUUCGCAUAUUAAUUGGUUUCCGUUUAUAUCAGUUAAACGAUGAUGCUUAUCAUUAUUUAAAACCAAUAACAGAUGGUUUACGAAUGAAUGAAACACCGAUUGAAAUUAAAUCAAAACCAUCGUUUUAUAAUCGACGUGAUUUAGCUGUUGAAAGACGUUCGGCUGAUUUAAUUGAACGUCUAGCAAUGAUGUUUCAAACAUUAUUUGACAUUGAAACAAUAUUGAAAGAUAUUAAAGAUAUUCAAUUUAGUACAAUUAAAAGAGUUGUAUAUGAACAAUUUAAAGAAAAAAUUUGUACAACAUUUUAUAAGAAUGAUGACGCCGGUACUGUCAAUGAUAGUAUAAUAGAUUACUCCAGUGGUGAUGAUAUAAAAGAAUAUGAUGAAGUACGAAUUACAAGUAUUCCUGAAGCACCCAAAAAGUCGUUAAAAAUUUCACUUGAAGCCGCACAAACGGCUGUCCGUUUCUAUGAUGAUAUUCUUUUUCCAACAUCACUUCAACUAUUCAAUUGUCAACCUGAUUCGCAACAAAAUAUGUUGAAAAACAACGAAAAUGAACGAAAGAUUUUGGAUUUACCGUUCAAUAUGUUUACAACAAGUACAU
Didymodactylos carnosus is the source of this 1360-nucleotide messenger RNA. The record is from the annotation of a GenBank genome assembly. Lineage: Eukaryota; Metazoa; Rotifera; Eurotatoria; Philodinida; Philodinidae.